Molecule: messenger RNA, 1244 nt
Organism: Paramecium pentaurelia
Lineage: Eukaryota; Ciliophora; Oligohymenophorea; Peniculida; Parameciidae
Source: the annotation of a GenBank genome assembly
AUGCUAUUUAAAAUUGACUAUUCAACUAUUGAAUAAAGCAAAAGAAUUCUAAUUACUAAUAUUGCAUAAUUUCCAAUUUUGGUAAGAAUAUUAGAUCAUGAUGCCUAUAAUUUUAUCCCAACUUUCUCAUUACUAAAAAGAGAUGAUUGUAAAUAUAUCCAGAUAUUGAAAAAAUAAUAUCUUAAUGAUUAUCGAGAUAUUAUAAUUGAUGCAAUAGAGUUUGAUGAAAACAAAAUUGAUUCUUUCGUAAUUUGAUUAUACUCUAAUUGUAAGUCUGUUCCACCGUUUUGGAACGAAAAAGUUCAAGGAUGCCUGUAGACAUAAUCUCUUUCUCUGCCAGCAGCUUCAAAUGUUAAUAAAUCUAAUUCUUAAAUUUCGUAAGAAAGGUUGCCAUCCAUUAAUUAGAUCUUUCAAGAUUAAAAGGUAGUAUAAAUUAAUAAUGAUAAUACAAUUAAAUUCAAUACUCAAAUUCUUAAAUAGAAUGCUUCUAAUAAUGAAAGUGAUUAAUUAAUUAAUAAUUAACAAAGAUUAAAUUCUUUAUAAUCUUAAUAAAAUAACAACUCUAUAAAGAUAGAAGAGGAUGAUAAAAAUCAAUAAAUUACAAAUCAUCAUAUUUUAAGAAAUUCAACCAAUAGUUUUGAAUCAUAUCAUUAAAUAUAAACUAAAACUAUUUAAUAACCAAUAAUUACUAUUCCAAAUGAUUUUAAUUAAUUUUUAGAUCAAAUUGAUUGUAACACUAGUCCAUUUUAACACUUAACACCAUCCCAAUAACAAUCUUAAACUCAUUCUCAGAAAAAUAUAAGUGAUAAUGCAUAACAGGAUUUGAGUUUAAGUGAUACUACUUCUAUUUAAAGAUUUGAAUAACAAAAAUAAUCAUACUUAUAAUAAAGUAAAUCGUAAUUUAAUGAAAAACCUAAAUUAAGAGUAUCACAAACCUUGAUAACUCAUCCAAAAUCAGUUAUUGAAAGUUAGAAAUAUUAAGAUUAAAAUAAGUAGAUUGAAUCUUAAAUCUAUAAAUAAAUUGUAAAUUAUUAUAAUUAUUAUUACAAUAUUAGGCAGAAUUGAAAAUAAGUAAAGAAGCCCUUUCAACUGAGUUAUAACAAUUAAAAUUUAAAGCUUUGUUCCAUACUAAAAAUAAAUAAUCAACUUAUCAAUAUCAUAUAUAUAUCUGGCAUUUACUUUUGACUAGUGUUGUAUUUUUAAUUAUAGGGAGUGUUCUUAAAAAAAUGAUCUCAUUAUUUUGA